This is a messenger RNA of Didymodactylos carnosus, 6441 nucleotides long. The record is from the annotation of a GenBank genome assembly. NCBI's taxonomy places the organism in Eukaryota, Metazoa, Rotifera, Eurotatoria, Philodinida, Philodinidae.
AUGUUUCCUAAUACGCUAAAUCCAAAUGUUCCCAUCCGUCCAAUACUUCCGCCGAUAAAAGCUCCAAUAUCAAAGUGGGAUGUUGCCUUGUUUCGUAAAGCUGAAGUUUUACCUCGAACAAAUCAGUUAGAUCAACAUCACCAACCAUUGCAAUAUGGUUCAUUUUAUAUACAGUUACAACCACCUCAAAAUGGUGAAAAUGAAGUUCUUUACUUUCGUUACCAGAAACAACAAGAAAAAAAUAGCGCACACAUCUAUACAUUACCAUUUACAGUUAGUCUACUAAAAGAUAUUCGUUUAUCAGCUGAAACAUCGGCAUUGUCAACAACAAAAUUUUACAGUGCUGAUCAACAAUCCUUACACACAAACGACUCGGAAAGUUUACCAACACUUUUGUUAAAAGCAAAAGCAUUCUUAGGCGUAUUAGUAUUGAAUAGUUCAGCAAAUAGUAUCACAGCAAAUACUGCUGGAACGAUUCGACCAUUUAUGAUAUUUGCCACUGACAGUGUUUUUCUUGGACAAUUAUACGAUGCCUAUAUUUAUCGCAUAACACAAGUAGCAACAAUAUCGAUACGCGAUAAUCCAGAUGAUGAGAACUAUGUUACUGGAAUCAAAAAAUUAUUUCAAGCCCGAUGUUUUUAUUAUUCAACAUUUUGCGAUUCAAAACCAAACAAUGAUAAAAUGUAUUUCAAUAAGCCAUACGACAUAACAUUGUGUACACAGCGUAUGAUACAAGAACAUGACUCAGAUUUAAGAUUCUAUUGGAAUCGUGGCUUAUGUUUACCGUUAUUGAAAUUCGGAGUGGAUGUUCGUUAUUGGAUACCAAAAGUUAUGUGCGGUGGAAUAGAAACCUAUCGAAAUCCUUCAGAUGAUGUUGAAUUAUGGCUUAUUUCCAGACUGAGCUGUGAACGAGCUGGUACACGUUUUAAUGUUCGUGGUGUGAAUGACGACGGUGCAGUGGCAAAUUUUGUUGAAACUGAACAAAUUGUUGUAAUUCCAAAACACAAACAUUAUUCUUCGUUUGUCAUUAUUCGUGGUUCUAUACCUAUCUUCUGGUAUCAGCCUAAAUUUCAGGUUGGAACACAUCGUAUUACUAUCUCGAGAAGUGAGGCUCUUAGUUACAAGGCAUUUUUUGAACAUUUCAAAAGUCUUUAUCAUCAUUAUGGUCGUAUAACGAUUCUUAAUCUUGUGGAAACUGGUAAUCAUGAAGCGAAGAUUGGCGAAGAAUAUAAAAAAUUAUUUACGUUAUUCGUCAAAAAUCAACAGCUAAAAAUGCAACAACAAAAAGACAAACCACAAUCAUCUAUAAAAGAAAAAGAUUUUAUCUGGUUUGAAUAUCAUAAACAAAGUACAACAGUUCGAAAUUUAACACCAGAACAAUUCGUUGAUCAUUUGCUGAUACAAAAUUCACAGUAUCCAUGCAAUCAAUUGAUUGAACGUUACAGUUGUUUUACGUAUAUGGAUAAAGCUGUGCAAUGUUCACAACAAGGUGUGUUUCGUGUCAAUUGCAUUGAUUGUCUAGAUCGUACGAAUAAUGUUCAGUUAACAAUUGGCAUAGCCGUAUUACAAAUACAAUUAGCAACAUUGAAACGAAAACAUAUAAAUAAUACAGUUGAGCAUUUAAAAGGUUUAUGGGUAUUAAAUGGUGAUCAUAUUAGCCGAAUAUAUACUGGUACAGGUGCAUUGUUACAACGCAGUAAGGCCAAAGAUAUUCAACGAAGUGUUGGUCGUGCUAUUCAAAAUAAUCUACGUGACGAUGAAAAACAACAGUCAAUACAAACAUUAAUCUAUUCGUAUGCUAAAGAUUCUUAUUUACAUGAGCGCUCAGUUGCUGCACUAUUAACACCAUAUGUCGUUUCUGAUGGACUUGUGUUGAGUGAAAUGUUUAAUAUUCGAAAAUCUUACAUAAAAAAGGAAACGUUUCGUGUUUCACUUGGUACAUGGAAUAUAAAUGGUGAUAAAAAUCCAGCAUUACAACAGGGUUAUCCACAAAUACUAGAUUCAUGGAUCUUGGAUGGACCAGAUAACGUCAAAAAUGACAGAAGAAACUUAAAUCAAGGUAUUGUCUCUAAUGAAUAUACAAAAGCGAUGCCCGAUAUAUUAGCUAUUGGAUUUCAAGAAAUAUGUGAUUUAUCAGCGACAAAUAUGGUUUGGCAAAGCUCCGAGAAUGCCAGUCGGUGGGUGAAGCAAGUUCAAUAUCAUUUUAAAACAAAAUAUCCAAAUGAUGAAUAUAUUUUGUUGGGAAAUGAUCAAUUGGUUGGCGUUUGUUUAGCUGUUUUUAUUCGUCGAGAUUUAGCACAAUAUGUCAAGAAUAUUGCUAUUGACUCAGUUAAAACAGGUCUCGGUGGGAAAAUGGGCAAUAAAGGAGCUGUUGCAAUUCGCUUAGUAUUACAUAGUACAUCAAUAUGUUUUGUAUGUGCACAUUUCUCAGCUGGACAAAAUGAAGACGCUGAGCGCAACAAAGACUAUAAAUCAAUCAUGGAAAAAUUAUCAUUUCAAGCGCCAUCUCGUGCUUUAUGGCAUGAUCACAUUUUUUUUUUUGGAGAUUUUAAUUAUCGUUUAACAAUUCCACGUGCUCAAGUAGAAAAACUUUUAUCUGAUAAUAUGUAUGAUCAAUUAAUUACCUAUGAUCAACUAAGAAGAGAACAUACUGAAGGAAGAGUGUUUCAUGAAUUUAAAGAAGGUCAAAUAUUGUUUCCACCUACUUAUAAGUAUGAUAUUGGAAAUGAUUAUUAUGAUACAAGUGAAAAAGCUCGUACACCAUCGUAUACAGAUCGUAUUCUAUGGAGAAGUAUGCCUCAUGUUUGUUCAACGCAACUAUUUUAUGGUCGUUCAGAAGUUAAAACAUCUGACCAUCGACCUGUUAGUGGUAUAUUCGCUAUUGAAGUAGAAGUAUGUGAUGAAGUAAAAUUAUAUCAUGAAUAUAUAAAGAUCUAUGAACGUUUUGCACCAACAAAUGGACUUAUUCUCUUUGAUAUGAUCAUGAGAUCAGAUAUUAUCGAUAGAAAAGCAAAUAUGUUGGAUGAAUUUGUAUUGUACAUCAAGAAAAAUUAUGAUCUCGAUUCUUUUUCAUGGAAUAAAUCACUUUUAACGUUGAAUAUGUUCUUCGAACAUGGUGAUUAUGCAAGACGAGUUAGUAAACCAGAAGAAGAUCAGUUGCCAAAUGGUACCACAUUCAGAAAACGUAUACCAGACGAAGACAAACAGUUUGCUAUUAUGCAAAAAUUAAAUUUAUUAUUUUCCAAUGUAAAUGAAACAAUGUAUCCCGAAUCUGCUUUACAACAUGAUAUUGGCCCUUACCAACAGCCAUCAAAAGAAAGUUUAUCAACUGAACAAGAAGUAACGGUCGCUGGUGUCGUUAGUGAAAAUAUUGAGAUGCCUGAAUAUGAAAAUAAUGGAGAACCAGUGAAAGUAAAAUCAGACGAAGAAAUUGCAAACCAUUUAGAUAUAGUCCAUGAUCUUGCACGUACUAUUGAACAUAAACGUCGUAAACAUGGUGAACAGAUAGCUGAUGUAAAAAUUCGAAAAGAUAAAGAAAUUGUUGCCAAUAGUAGUAGUGAUAAUGAUAAAUAUACAACACCUUCAUCGGAUGAUAGUGAUAUUGAUUCACAUUCAAGCACUAGUAGCCCGUAUGGUUCAAGUUCGGAAUCGUCCUCUUCCUACGACGAACAUUUGGCUGAACUUCAUAUUUCAAAAAAGAAGAUUCAUAAGCAUCAUAAAGGUCCAUUCAGAGAAUAUCUUGAAGAAACUGUCAAACAAUGGCAACCAAAACAUUAUUUAAAACAAUAUAAACGUAGUCGAAUGAAAAAACAUGAUGGCCAAAUAACAUAUGGAAAUGUUCAUACAAAACAAAUAAAACGUUCGCUUAAACAUGAAAAACAUCUAAGACAAAAAAUAAUUGAAGAAAAUAAAAAUGAAGAUUUAGCUGAAUUGGUUCGAGACAUGACAUACGGAUCUGUACAAAAGAAGAAUGAAAAUCACAACCAGAGUGAUUCGGAUGAUGAAAAUGAAGUAGAAAAGAAUGAGAAACAAGAGCAAACAGGACAAUCUCCAAAGUUACAUUCACAAACAUCCAUGGUAAAAAUGGCAAAAAAAUUAGCAAAACCCUUUAAACAUCAUCAUCAUCAUCAUCAUCUUGCUGAUACUUCUUCAAGCGUUGAUGGAGAAGUUAGACAACAACAACAACAAUAUGAAACCAAAUUGAGAUCAUUAGAGCCCGAAUCUCACGAUCUUAUAACCAUUGCACCGUCGUUACCGACAUCCGCUCAACCAUUAUUUCAGCAAAAUGUGUUUGAUCCAUUCCACUUUAAUGUCAAGAAUAAUGAAGAGCGACGACCAACACAGACAACAUUAAAAAAGUCGUCAGACACAACAAAUGGAAAUUUACUAUUGUUCGAUCCACCAGAUAGUACAUCAAAAUUUUACAUAAAUCUGUCCGAUCUUGACCCCGUGAAAAAGAUCGAACCAUUGCAACAGUCCGUUAAAACCUCACAAUCUUCUUUAUCUUCAACAUCAUCUACACAGUCAAAAAUAUCGAAUUCUUCCUCUCCAAUGCCAUUUCAACAUCCACAACACAUUCCUAUUUUUCCUACUCGACCACCACCAAAAAUUCCCACACUACCUACACUAGUAAAAACGCCUCAAUCAUUACCAUUAAAAAGUAUAAAUAUUCAAAAUACUAAUGAAGAACAUGAUAAUAAUGUACAUGAUUUGGGAGACCCCGGCACUCCACCACCAAAUCCUCCGUUAGAAAUGAUAUUUGAUCCAUUUGCAUUUAAUUUAGUUCCAUUUUUUUUUUACACAUUAAUUAUGAAAUAUGAUGAUUUUUUGAAUACAAUUGGAAGUUUUGGAAAAUAUCAAAAAUGGAAAUAUUUUAUAAUAUGUCUUUCGUACACCUUACCACCCAUUAUGGUUUAUACUUGGUCAUUUGCAGCUGCUUCUCCGGCAUUUCAAUGUCAAACACCCAAUGAUACACUUACAGAUUAUUAUAAACCGGAUGUAGCUUACUGUGAAGAAAAUAAGAAAUCAAUAUCAAUUAAAGAAUGUCAACGUUGUAAUAUAAAAAUAUCGAAAAAUUCAAUAUUAGAAGUUCAUCCAUGUGAAAAUUAUAUUUUUGACAAACAAUAUUAUCAAAAUACACUUGUGGAAGAAUGGAAAAUGGUUUGUGAUCGAGUUAUUUAUCGAUCAAUUGUUCAAAAUGUAUUUUUUGUUGGUUAUAUGGUUGGCUCAAUCUUUUUUGGUAUGUUAGCCGAUAAAUAUGGUAGACGUCCGAUUAUGAGCGUCAGUUUUAUUCUAAUGACAUUUUCUGGAUUUUUAUGUGCAUUUUUUCCACAACAACGUUUUGGUUUUUGGCCAAGUUAUAUUGUUUAUAUAAUUGGUCGAUUUUUACUUGCAUGUGCAACAAGAGGCAUAUCUGUAUCAGGAUUCGUACUUGGUUCAGAAUUAGUUGGUCCAGAUAAAAAAUUAUUUACGGGCAUUGUAAUUGAAUACUUUUUUGCAUUUGGUCAAUUUAUUCUUGUAUUCUUUGCAUAUUUUAUUCGUACAUGGAGAACAUUAUCUUUCACUCUAUCAUUAUUUACCGUACCAUUUCUAUUUUUUUAUUUUAUUUUACCAGAAUCUCCUCGUUGGAUGGUGAGUAAAGGCAAAUUUGAUGAAGCUGAAAAAUCAUUAAGAUCCAUUGCUGCUACAAAUCAACGAAAGUUUGAUGAUGAAGCAUUUGAACAAUUAAAAUUAGAACAAAAAAAGAUUAUGCACAAUAAAACCCAAGAAGUUUUUUAUGGAGUUUCUCAGAAUACGGGAAGUUGGCCAUUUAAUCCCUAUUUAAAUUUUGCUGCUAGUGCAUUUGUUGAAUUAAUUUCAUACGUUGUUGUACAUUUAAUACUUGAUCGUAUUGGUAGAAAAAUUCCCUACUGUGGAUCUGUGAUAUUAUUUUCCAUUGUUGCUUUAAGUGCUAUACCCAUAAAUAUUUACAUGAUAAAAGAUAGUAAUGCUCAAAAAAUAAUGAUUUUCAUAGUAAAUGUUGUCUUAAAAUUUUUGGCAUCAUUUUCUUAUGCAAUUAUUUACAUUUAUGCUAAUGAAUUAUUUCCAACAGGAGUAAGAAAUACAGGAAUGGGAAUUUGUAGUAUGGUUGCACGUGUUGGAGCUAUAAUCGGUACAACAUGUAAUGAUCUAUUGACUCGUGUUUGGACAGAACUUCCCAUUGUUCUCUAUGGUUGUGUCUCAUUGAUAGCAGCCAUUCUUGCACUCAUGUUUCCAGAAACGUUAAAUAAACCAUUACCUCAAUCAGUAGAAGAUGUCGAACGAAUGGGUCUUGCGUGUAUUCGAGUCAAGGGUGUUCGAUAUGCUCAAAAUGAAAGUGCUAUUGUAGAAAUAGAAGAUGAGAAUGAAGAUCGUUUAUUACAAGAGCAAUUAAAACCUAAUAGUAAUGGCAAUGAAUUAUAG